Messenger RNA from Impatiens glandulifera, 372 nucleotides. Its product is annotated as LOB domain-containing protein 30-like. The transcript is spliced from 2 exons. Bases 1 to 372 code for a protein of 123 amino acids. Lineage: Eukaryota; Viridiplantae; Streptophyta; Magnoliopsida; Ericales; Balsaminaceae. The record is from RefSeq and is a predicted model, not a curated record.
AUGGUAGGGGGAGGCUGCAGGUGGAGUCGUCCGGCAGAUGGAGGCUGCGGUAGGUUGGUGAGAUCCUCGGUGGCAGUCAUAACUCUUCAAUCUGAGCUUUCGACCUUGCAAGCCCAUGUAGCCAGUCAGCCGCCACCUCAGCCACAACCGCCGUCUUCUUUGUCCAUGUCGGACUUCCCUUUUGCUGGCGCUGCCACCUAUGACAUGUCACGUCUUCUCAUCAUCAGAAUUCAUGGGCAGCCAAUCAGCAGCAGUUCCAUGAUCAGAACCCUUUCGCCGGGCGGUGGGGAAGAGUUUGCUGGGGAGUUACUAAUGAGGAAUCAACGUGGAAGGAAAAGUUCUGCCCCCAAGCAUGCCACCUACACUAAUUGA